AUGUCAUCUGCUCGUGGUAUCAUUGAUGAGGUCCCUGAGACCCCACAGCCAAAUGCAAUAGAGCGCCCAGAGGACGAUGCUUCUUAUUCGUCCCCAGAGAGUACCCAUGAAGCCGACUCGGAUUACCGUUCUGGAACUACCCCUGUGAAGAGUCCCCCCCCAAACAAGAAAAGGCAGCAUAGUGCGAGCAACGAACAAACUGGCGGCUCAAGUGCCAAACAACCAGCUCGCCAAAACAAGAAGCAGAAGGAUGCCCAGACGAAGCGAGGCCAGAGCUCGGGUGUAGGACCUGGCGAUGGUCAAUCACCUCCCAAACGGAUCAAGAUCAAUACCGGCAAGAGCAUCGAUCGAAUUGUUGAAGAAGCCAAAGGCGGAUUCAACAAGCUGACUGAGGUCAUCAAAGACCAGAGGAAAGAGAUUGAAGCCUUGAGGAUCCCUGCCUCGAACUAUCUCGUUGCGCAACUGAAUGAGGAAAUCCAGGAUCUAAAGUGUAAAAACCAACAACUACAGAUCCAAAGGGACGACCUUCGGGACAUUAUCCAGAAGAUAGGAGAAGACCACGAACUUCUUUCUAACCGACUUGACAAGCAACGAGACAAUUAUCAAAGAUACUAUGAUGGUGAGAUCUCACGACAAUGGACACGAUUGGCAGGUGCUAUUCAGAAUCUGUGCGUACUCGAGCUCAAGACACCACCACCAAAGGAGGCCAGCGCAGACGAGCCGAAUUUCAUGGCCCUUAUCAGAGAGAACCCUGGCAAGACGCAUCAAUUUCUGCAGCGAUUUGUUUGGGCCGGACUCUAUAGAGCGAUAUUCCGAGGCGCCGGUGGGAUUUGGUGUGGAAACAUGUCAUCUGCUCUCACCAAGUGGCGACAAGCUGUCACUGAGCAAUGUAUCAGAGAUCCAUCUAAUGGCCGAACUUAUGCGUGGGUCAAGUCUGAGGCAGCACAUGAACUCUUCGACAUUUUGGGGGUUGAUGUUGAGGCCAAGACCCGCCUCGCCGAUGAGAUUGCAUCUAAGAUUAUGCCUCUUGCUACCGACGACAAGGAGGACUCCUGUAAGAACCAGCUCAUGAACAUUAUCGACAAAGCGAUUGAUCUCCAGACGAUCUUUAUGAGAUCCAAAGCCCUGUUCAUCGUGAAGCUCAAUGAUCCUGCUGGACUAGCUGAGGAGGAGAUUGAUCGAGAAUACUUUGGGCCUGGAGCCCCAGGCGAGAAACCUUAUACGGUAACUCCGGUUCUGGUCAAAAUUGGGAACGCAGAUGGCCAUGAUGACAGCUACGGUACCCGAAGGGUGGUUUAUCAGGCACGAGUUAUGGCGAUCUAG
Molecule: messenger RNA, 1323 nt
Organism: Clonostachys byssicola
Lineage: Eukaryota; Fungi; Ascomycota; Sordariomycetes; Hypocreales; Bionectriaceae
Source: the annotation of a GenBank genome assembly